Messenger RNA from Sclerotinia trifoliorum, 2579 nucleotides. The record is from the annotation of a GenBank genome assembly. NCBI's taxonomy places the organism in Eukaryota, Fungi, Ascomycota, Leotiomycetes, Helotiales, Sclerotiniaceae.
GGAAUUAAUAACCUCCCCAUUUCUCUGUUUUCACCUCCUUUAAUUCUUAAUUGUUUUUGCACCAUUGGUAAUCAUACCAUGAGGCUUCGAUUGAAUCAUCUCGUCCCAAAUGAGGUACCCGUCGCUGAAAAGCCAGCCCAAACCUCAUCUGCGGAUGAAGAGAAAGUGCCCGCAACCACAGCCAGUGCGCUCCAGGCAAAUGACGAAUUUAUCACGAACAAAGAAUUUCAACAUGGAGUCCAAGCAGCUGAGGCUAUUACUUAAAUGUGGACUAAGAAUCAUUUGAUUUUUGCUUCUGUUCUGUUAGUAUAAAAUCUUCGCGAUUUAAACGCUUUUGAAUAUCGAAUUGUUUCACUGACGGUUUAUGAUUUAGUAUCAUUGAAUUCAUAAUGACAUUCGCCUCCGGAUUAACUAGCACACUUACCCCCAAUGUAACCUCCUCUUUCGAAGCUCACUCCCUCACAGCAACAACUUCCAUUAUCUCUAGUCUUAUAGCCGGUCUCAUUAAACUACCAUAUGCAAAGGCCAUAGAUAUCUGGGGUCGCCCUCAAGCGUUCUGUAUUAUGGUUGCUUCGUGGACCCUUGGUAUGGUCGUGAUGCGGGAUGCCAGGAUGUCAAGACAUAUUGCGCAGCUCAAGUGUUCUACUACGUUGAAUACAACAGUAUUGGUUUUACGCUUACAAUCUUCAUCGCUGAUACCACACAACUAAAAAACCGAGCCUGGUGGAUUGCUUUCUCAUCUUCGCCAUGGGUUGUAACGGUGUGGGCAAGAGGGCCUGCUGCCCAAAGUGUUUUGAGCACCAUUGGAUUGAGAUGGGGCUUUGAUAUUUGGGCUAUCAUUUUACUAAUUAUCUGUGCGCCUUUGUUCGGGCUUUUCUAUUUCUAUCAGAAAAAAGCUGGAAAAAAAGGGCUGAUUCAGGAGAUCGAUAGUGGAAGAAGCUGGACUGAGUCAUUCCUUUACUAAUGCAGAGAGUUUGAUGUCAUUGGUCUGUUGUUGAUCGCUACUGGCCUGGCUCUGUUCCUACUUACAUUUAGCUUGUAUAUCUAUCAGAAGGGCGAGUGGAAGUGUCCAUUAGUGAUUUGCUUUAUUAUAUUUGGUGGACUUUUAAUAAUUGCUGUCGCUUUGUACGAAAUCUAUGUUGCGCCUGUGACAUUCAUUCCUUGGGCUUUGAUGAAGGAUCGUACUGUUUUUUUCACUUACUCCAUGGUUUCCGGUCUUUACUGCGGUAUGUGUCUCCUUUUUCCUACUUACUUCGAUCAGUGGGUCCUAUAUUCCGGGUUGAUUUGGAUUUUCUAGGGAUCUGAACAUAUUUGUCGAUCAAAACUUCAAACUUCCCCAUUGUCAGCCUCAGUCCAGACUAUUAGAAACCUGGUAUAGAAUCAAUAAGAGAAACAAACCGCUAAUACUUAACUAGCAUGGUACAUUUGGGAUUCUUAUUUCUACUCCAUGCUUACAGUCGUCUUCAAGUAAGCAAUCACCAACGCUAGCUAUAUCUCCAACAUCUAGACCAUUAGACCCUGUUUCUAGGCACUAGUUGUUGGAGUUGUGAUUAGAUAUAAUGGCCGCCUUAAGUGGUUGGCUAUGUAUUUCGGCGUGCCUGUCACAAUUCUGGCCGUCGGUCUCAUGAUCAAAUUUCGCCAGCCCGACACCAACAUUGGGUAUAUAGUAAUGACACAUAUAUUCAUUGCAUUCGGUGGUGGAACUUUAGUCAUGUGCGAGCAAAUGACUGUUAUGGCAGUGUCUUCCCACCAACACAUUCCCGCUGCUCUUCCCAUAGAAGCUAUGAUUGCUAGUAUCGGUGGUGCCAUCGGGUCUACCAUUGCUGCUGCUCUGUGGACGGCAAUAUUUCUGGUUAAGCUUGCUGAGCUUUUACCUCCAUCCGCUCAAGCCGACUUCAAAACUAUCUAUGGUAGUUUGACAGUACAGUCAAGUUAUCCGAUUGGAAGUCAGACGAGAACCUCGAUCAACCAAGCUUAUGGUGAUACUCAAAUGCUGAUGUUGAUUUGUGCUACUUGCCUUUACUCAGUUACUCUUGUUUCAACAAUGCUCUGGAGGGAUAUCAACGUCAAGCAAAUUAAACAGAUCAAGGGCCGUAUCUGGUAAUGAAAUAAUUGAAGGAAGUUUGAGGACGUAGGUACGCCUCACAUGCAUGGCAGCACUCCUCAAUGUCCCAGUUCAUGAUUGACAAUCGAUGGUCUGUUGGGAGUUUUUGAAUAUAUGAAAUCUAUCACAGUUCAGACUCGGAGUACCUUGAAAUUUAAGAAUAUUUUCUGAUCGACCGAUUACAUGUCGCAAUGACACAGCUCUUUAGAAUCAGAUGCUUAGAAUCAAGGCUCCGUGUGUGAUUCAUUCGUUGAGUGGUAGAUUCAUCCUAGAGAUCAGAAGAAAGACAGGUUGCGAAGAGUACGGUUUUUGUAGCUCCCCAACAUUCAUGUUUCUGGGGUGGCACACCAAAUUGUUUGACAGAGUACUGUGACUUCAAAGUAAAGGAAAAUAUAGAAGAGGCUUGACAACCAUCAUGAGGGACAGAUUUCACCCGGAAGGCAUAAAGAAGAAAUUACAGGAGGAAUUUACGACU